Messenger RNA from Calliphora vicina (urban bluebottle blowfly), 6287 nucleotides. It is a transcript of the gene tsh, whose product is annotated as teashirt. Gene Ontology annotation, cellular component: nucleus. Gene Ontology annotation, molecular function: DNA binding; DNA-binding transcription factor activity, RNA polymerase II-specific. Gene Ontology annotation, biological process: regulation of transcription by RNA polymerase II. The transcript is spliced from 3 exons. NCBI's taxonomy places the organism in Eukaryota, Metazoa, Arthropoda, Insecta, Diptera, Calliphoridae. Bases 2323 to 5301 code for a protein of 992 amino acids. The record is from RefSeq and is a predicted model, not a curated record.
UUUGUUAUUAAAUUCCAAAAAAUACCUUUGAACUUUAUAAACAAAGCAAAUUUUCCCUUUAACUCUAUGUGACUCAUAUAAUUUCCCUGUAUUUUCUGUUAUUCAUAUCAUCAAUUUAAUAUUUUGAUUGAUAACUAACGAAAUUACAGCUUUUUUGUCUGGCAAAUGAUUGAAAUUAUAUUGACACUUUGCUGAAAUAUACAAUUUAACACGCAUACAUUUAGCCUCAACACGCAUUCAGCAAUAACACAGGCUCUCCAUCCCCCUUCACAAACAAAAAAACAUCACAAAUCAACAGCAGCAGCAACAAUAACAAAUUUAAGCUCUUUACAAAAAACGCGUGCUUAAAUGCUCUUUUUGAUAUAAACACUCGCAUAAACACACACACACCCAAACACAGGCACACGAAAGCAUAAAAACGGGAGACAUCACAUCGUCAUCAUCAUACGAGUAGCUGGAUAGGAAAAACAAUAACAACAACAAACAGAAAAUAAACAGGAGACAAUUAUUUAGCAGCCAAACAAAACUACAAAAACAAGAACAACAACAGCAGCAUUUAUGCAGGCACAAACAAGAGUUUGAUAAACAACAAAGACAUUGAGGAAAAAGAAGAAAAACAGAAAAAAAAAUUGACGAGUAACCAAAAGCAGAGCAACAGAGCAUCACUCUAUUACUAUCAUCAUUUACUCAUCAAAACUUCGUACAGUGAUGGUUGGUGCUGCUUCUUCUUAAAUUUUCUUAGCAGUAGUAUUUCUGUAUUGUUGUUGUUGUUAUUAUUAUUAGUCUUCUUUUGGCCGUUGUUUCUACUCAUCCAUCCAUCCAAACAAACAUUUGUGUGUGCUGCUAGCUGGCUGGCUGCUUGAGUACAUGACAGUUGAGUUUGAUACCAUUCAUACCACAUUCAUACACAUUUCAAUACGACGUCUAAGAGACAGCCAACAAAAACGACGUCAACGUCAGCAGCAGAAAUAACAGGCAGCACAGCAUUGUACAAUUUCUGUGAUUAAGUGACGACAUUCGCUGUUUGACUCUCAAACGGUUAACGACGGUUACUUUAAUAUAACGGCAAAAUUUCAAAAUAUCCACAAAAGAAAAAAUUAUUUAAAAUUCCUCCUAUAAAACGGGAAAAAUAUAUAAAAGAAAGAAUUUUCUUUUUUUAGUUUUAUUUUAAUUAAUAAUAAUUUCAAAUACCAACCUACUGCAAACUAAAAGAAAUUCUUUUCAUACAAAUUGAGAGAAUAACAAAACAAAGUGUUGAUGUGAUAAAUAUAACAAAAAAAAAUUAAAUAAUAAAAUAUAUUUUUAAUUUAUUAAAGAUUAAUGCUAAAAACACACAAAAUGGAUUCAUAUCUAGUCAAAUGUUUAAACAAUAAAUAAAUUUGGCACAAAACAAACAACAACAAAAAUCAAAGAAAAUGGAAAAAUUUACUUAAAAAAAAGAAAAAUCUAUAAAAAGACUGAUUAAAACUUAAUAAACUGGAAAUUUAAAAAAACAAAAAAAAAUUCAAACAACCUCAAACCACAACAAAAACACUACAAAAUUUUGUUAACCAAGUAUACGUAAAAUUAACCAACAAAAAAACACAUUUAAACAUAAACAAAUUUAAAUUUAAAACAAAAAUUAUUUAUUAAAAUUUAGAGAAAUUAAAACAAAAUAGUGCAAAAACAAAAUAUAAAAAUUAAAUUACUAAAAACCUUAAGAAACAAAUAAAAAAUAUUGCUCAUUUUUAAUAAUUAAACAAAACAAAAAAAAAUAUUAAAAAAACCAACUCUCCACUACCUUUAAAUAUUAAAUAAAUAACCUAAUGUAUACGAUUCACUGCAAUUAUUAAUAAAAUUAAACCAACAACAAAACAACCCCCCCUUAAAUUUAUAAAAUUACAAAAAUAUUUAAAAAAUUCUAAAACAAAAAAUAAAUAUUUUCUAAAUUAAUUAUAAAUUAUAAAAACAAAACAAAAAAUACAACAAAUAUACGACUAAAAUUACCAAUCCUCUUCUACUUAAACAAAAAAUUAUACGCGUACAUAGUGCAAAAAUUAUAUAAAAUACCACAAUAAUUUAUUAUUAAACUAAAUUCAAAAUAACUUAAAAGUUGCAUACAACAAAAUUUUUAAAUACAACUCAUAAAUCUUUUGAAGAAAAAACCAACUUAAAAGCAUCUCACUACUACUCACUCUUCUUAAGAUUCCUGAAAGAAAUUAUUAAUAAACAACAAUUUUUGUUUUUUUUAUAAAUAAAUAAAAAAACAAAAUAAAUUAUAACAUAAAUUGUGUGUUAGUGUAGUUGUGCUGAAAUAUUAAACAGAAAAAAACAAAUUUCAAAAUGUUGCACGAAGCUUUAAUGUUAGAAAUCUAUCGUCAGGCCUUAAAUGCUGGGGCUUUACCCACUGCAAGGCCUCGUUCAACAGAAUCGGCCAACUCCAGCGAGCGCUGUCCUUCACAUGAAUCUAAUUCCUCGGACAAUGGCAAAGAACAUCGUGAGAAUUCCAUAAAUCAUCCACAGGGAGGUAUGUUGCCCUUGCCCAACUCACCCAGUGCAGCAUAUUCCAGCAUUCCAAAUAUGCAAGGUCAAGCGCCCUCUAUGGAGGCCUAUCUUCAUAUGGUGGCAGCUGCUGCCCAACAAUAUGGUUUUCCUUUGGGAGCAGCUGCAGCGGCAGCUGCUGCAGGUCCUCGCUUACCUAUGCCCCUACCCACAGAAGCUGCUGCUUCUUUCAAACUACCGCCACAAGCUUCACCCACAGCUUCUAGCAAUCAUUCGGAGGCUCUAGAUUUCCGUACUAACAUGUUUGCCCGCUCGGGAUCUGCAGAACCUGCCGCCUCAGAUGAGGACGAGGAGGAAGAAGAGGCCAAUGAUGCCAAUAAUCCUUUGGAUUUGUCUGUGGGCACCCGCAAACGUUCAGCAGAUGAUGAAACAGAACCCGAUUCCUCUAUAGGCCAAAUUCAGGUUAAGAAAAUCUUCAAAUCCGACAGUCCUCCUAUGGUGGCCCAACCACCACCCAGCACACAAGUUCCUCCUAAUCCCCUAAUGCCGGGAGUCAAUCCUUAUUUGGCUGCUGUAGCCGCUGCCAACAUCUUUAGAUCUGGACAAUUUCCCGAUUGGAAUGGUAAAAAUGAUUUGGUGGUAGAUCCUCUGGAGAAAAUGUCUGAUAUUGUUAAAGGACCACGCAAAGAGAAGUCCGCCAGAACUUCAAUGGCCCAACAGCACCACAACACACAGCCACCAGCACAACCCAUGAACACCCAGCCACCAGCUCCAGUGGCCAACAAUCCCCUGCCACCUACCAAUGAGGGCAUAACUAAGACUCGCCACAAUAUUUGGCAAUCUCAUUGGCAGAAUAAGGGUGUAGCCAGUUCAGUAUUCCGUUGUGUGUGGUGCAAACAAAGUUUCUCUACUUUGGAAGCUUUGACUACCCACAUGAAAGACAGCAAACAUUGUGGUGUAAAUGUACCUCCAUUUGGCAAUCUGCCCACAGCUAACGAAAGACCGCCGGUAGCUCAAAAUCCUGCACCAUCUGGUCCCCAACAUCAUAGACAACAAAAUAAAUCCAACAAUUCGGGACCUUCUCAGGCCUCCAAAAAUGCAUUCCAAUUUCGUGGUGAUCAACCAACUCCAUUGCCCCGCAAACUGGUAAGAGGACAAAAUGUUUGGUUGGGCAAGGGGGUAGAGCAGGCCAUGCAAAUUUUGAAAUGUAUGCGCUGUGGUGAAAGUUUCCGCUCUUUAAAUGAAAUGACCAAACACAUGCAAGAGACUCAGCAUUACACCAAUAUACUCUCUCAAGAGCAAACGAUCUCAAUGAAGUCUUCUAACAAUUCGGGAGAAAAUAAGGAAGGUCAAAACAGUUUAAGCUCGGAAGAAAGCCGUACUCUUAGUGCUGUGCUCACCUGUAAGGUGUGUGAUAAAGCCUUCAACUCUUUGGGUGAUCUUAGUAAUCACAUGGCUAAAAACAAUCAUUAUGCUGAACCCUUGAUGCAAUCUAUGGGUACUGCUGGCAAUCGUAAACGUCCAGCUCCCAAAAAACGUGAAAAAUCCUUGCCCGUCAGAAAGCUAUUGGAAAUGAAAGGAGCUCAAGAUCAAGGCGAACAAGAAAUGGAUAUGAAAAUGCAGCAACGUGCCGGCAUGGGUCCUGGUUCGGAUAAAACCGAGGCUGCUCUAUUUGCCGAACGUAUGCGUCAAUAUAUUUCAGGCAUUAAAUCAGAUGAAGCAGCCAAGAAUAACUUAAAUGCCAUGGCUCAGCUUGCCAAAACUAAAUCGCCCGAAUUAAUGGAGUCUCCCAAAAAUGGUGCCACAAAAUCAGCUCAGGGUUCUUCCUCAGUCUUAAGUGCCAUAGAACAAAUGUUUACCACUAGUUUCGAUACACCCACUAGACAUGCUGCCCUGCCAGCCACCAGUCCUUCCAAUUCGUCCACCAAAAAUACCUCGCCCGUGGCUUCCAGCAUACUCAAACGUUUGGGCAUCGAUGAAAAUGUCGACUACAACAAACCAUUGAUUGACACCAAUGAUCCCUACUAUCAGCACUAUCGUUACACCAGCAGUGAACGCAGUGCCAGUGAAUGCAGUGCUGAGACCCACAAUGAUUCGCGGAAAAUGGAGAACCCCACACCGGAUAAGCCUGAAUUGGAGGAAACUGCACAUAAAAUGGAUUAUGAUAUGGAGAUUAAGAAAGAACCAGAAAUGGAAAAAACUCACUCGCCCACAAUGCAGCAGCACCAACAGCAGCUGCAGCAUCAACAACAGCAGCAGCAUCUCCAACAGCAGCACCAACAACAACAGCAGCUGCAGCAACACCAGCAGCAGCAACGCGAAGAGCAAAUGACUAACAUAAAAAUGGAAAUCAAAGCUGAGAUAGAGGAUGAUCAAGAGGAAAACGAACGCAAUAGCCAAAGGGGACGCAGUGGCGAACGUGAUGUGACCACUAAUGGCACCGACUAUUCCAACAAUAACAACAACAACACCAAAGAAUGCAAUGUUCAGUCCCCCAAAACUCUUAGUCCCCAACCACGAGUUAUACCACCACGCAGCCCCACCGACAGUCACCGUUCCAUGACACCCAAAUCGCCCGCUUCCAGCAUUAAGUCCUACGAUGGUGGUGAAAAGAAAUAUCCCAGUGACUCUCUCAAUGCCCUCUCCUCCAUGUUCGAUUCGUUGGGCAGCACCACCAACUCAUCCACCAUCAGCAAUCGCCCUCAGCCCCAGAAUACCGCUGUGCUCAGUAACAAAAUCGAUUCACCCGAAAAUCUUACCACAUCCAAUUCGUUAGCCGCUUUACGUCAAUUCUGCAUUAAGAAAGAGAAAACCGCUUAAAAAUGCUCUCGUCUUAUUUCGUUUUUUAUUUCAUUUCUAUUAUGGAAACAGUGAGAAAACAUAUUUUUUGUUUUUGCUAUAUAAUUUCGUUGGUAUUCGUCUCGCGUCUCUCACAGCCGGAGAUUGAGCCGCGAAAUUAUGAUUUCUGUUUUAUUACAAACAAACGCUCUUUAGCAGCCAGGACAGCAAGACAAGCGCGUUGUGUCUUAAUAAAUUUAUGAUUUUUAAACAAAAAUUUUAAACUCAAUUCAACAAAAUAAACUCGCCGCCAUUUUAAGAAAAACAAAAUUCAGAAACUCUGAAAAAAAACUAAAGCGCGCUUGCUUUAUCAAAAAACAAAGAGUGUUCUAGCACUUCCACAAAAGUUAGGAGCACACUGAAGGUUCUUAACGCGGAAGAAUUAUUCUAAAGGAAAACAAAACUUUGCUACAACGAAAUAAAGCAGAGUUCAAAGACUACGAAGGGAGACUCGUAAAAGUGCCAAACGCAGCAUACGAGUAAGAAUAUGGAAGAUUUAUAAGAGGGAGCUAAUAGGAAGAGCUACGAGCUACUAAGGAAAAGCGGACUAUGCGGAAAAAUAAGAGACUGGAUAUUGAAAACCGUCUUUAAGGUUUAACGAAAGGCUUCCGAUAUGAAUUACAACAAAUUUGAAUAAACGAAACAAACCAAAAAAAAACUAUUUGAAACAAACACAACAAGACUUAACCUCACCUAAGCCUUAAGCUUCAAAGACACAAGCAUCUUUUGAAAACCCACUUGCUGAAUAAAUCAUCUUGUGCCUUUGUAUGCUGUUUAUACCUUUUUAAAUAUAUACGAAUUUGGAUGCCUAAAUUAAUCAGUUAUACGAUCAUUUAAAUGAAAAUAAUCUUGCCACCAUAUAAUUGGAUGUACUAAAAAAAAUCUACAGUUUUAUGGAUCUAAAAAUUCAAAACAACAAAAAAAUAACAAAAAAUAAAAAAAAAUACAGCCCUUUUCAGGGCUACCAA